CCGCUUGUAUAUUUUUUUGGCGGUUUCUAUAUAUUCAUGCUCAUUUGGAGUUGCGAGUUCAAUUCGAAACAACGUACUCUCGUUAACAAGUACAAAAAGAUUUUUUUAUUUAAUUUAUUAAGAAGCUAGUGACUAUUUAAAAUAUAUACAAUGGCCGAACACUCUUGGUUUUCCACAAACGUUUACAACGAGUUGCCACCUUUCGCCGUGCAUGCCGGCCACGAUUCCGACGGUGAUCCGAUCUACGUUGGUCGCGCUUUUCACAACGGCGACAUCUUACCCGCCAAAAUAGUGCCAAACAAGCAGCAAGCGUACGUGGCGUGGGGCGGUGAGGAGAUCAACAAGCAAGACGUCGAAGUGUUAACUGGCCACCAUUACGUCUGGGUGCCAGCCAGCAACGGUGAAGUGCCACCACACGCAUUGCGCGUCGGCCAUACCAGCGACGGUGAACCACUUUUCAUUGGACGCGGUCAUUGGGAGGGCAGUCUGACACCGGGCAAAGUGCAUCCAUCACAUGGCUGCCUCUAUAUACCAUAUGGUGGACGUGAACGUCGGCUCGACACCUACGAAGUGCUGGUACAACCUGAGACUUGGGUGAACUCAUCGGGUGACAACAUUGUACCCGGUACCAUUCAUGCCGGUAAUGAUGCCGAUGGCGAUGACAUCUAUGUGGGACGUGCCUAUCACGAGGGUGAUUUGUUGCCUGCUAAAGUUAUUCCCAGAAAGGGUUGCGCAUAUGUGGCGUAUGGAGGUCGUGAAAUUGUCAAGCAUGACUUCGAGUUGUUAGCCGGUUACGGUUAUGGUUGGGUACCAGAUGCAAAUGGCUCAGUGCCACCAGGCGCUGUUGUUUGCGGACGCACCAGUGACGGUGAGCCACUCUACAUUGGACGUGGUCACUAUGGCGGUAGCUUGACACCUGGCAAAAUUCAUCCAUCCCACGGCUGCUUGUAUAUUCCGUUCGGUGGUCAGGAGAUUACUCUAACCAAUUACGAGGUUUUGGUACGCGCCUAAAGAACUGACAUUUAUCAGAAAAAAAAAAACUUAUUUUUACAUUGACGACGACCACAUAACUCAAAAGCUUAGAAGCAAUGGAGCAUAAAGACACACAUUCAUAUAAAAUAAAUAACAUCAUAUUAAAGAUACAUACAUACAUGUACAUCAAUGUUCGUUUUUAUAUACUGAAAUUUUUUCUUAAUAAAUUAUAAUUUGAGUUAGAAAACCACAA
Molecule: messenger RNA, 1225 nt
Organism: Zeugodacus cucurbitae (melon fly)
Lineage: Eukaryota; Metazoa; Arthropoda; Insecta; Diptera; Tephritidae
Exons: 2
Coding region: 151-1011 (286 amino acids)
Source: RefSeq, a predicted model, not a curated record